This is a messenger RNA of Danio aesculapii, 801 nucleotides long. Its product is annotated as brain and acute leukemia cytoplasmic protein. The transcript has 3 exons. Gene Ontology annotation, cellular component: cytoplasm. The coding region runs from base 100 to 522 and encodes 140 amino acids. Lineage: Eukaryota; Metazoa; Chordata; Actinopteri; Cypriniformes; Danionidae. The record is from RefSeq and is a predicted model, not a curated record.
UCGGCUAUUCAUGCACAGCUGCGCGCGCGGGACACGCAGAUAAAGGCGCGCGCCCGUCUGCAUCAUUGAUUAUCGCAUGCAGCGUUUCAUCAUCUUUCAAUGGGCUGCGGAGGGAGUCGAGCAGAUGCUAUUGAGCCGCGAUAUCAGGAGAGCUGGACCAGAGAGACCGAGUCGACAUGGCUCACCAACACUGAGGCUGAAAUCCCAAACGACAUGAUGAUGUACAAGAACCGCGCUGUCCGUGGAGAAUGUGGCCAUCUUAUUAAAGACAAUGCAAAACUGUCAGGUAGAGGAUUGGAGGUCAGAGGCAGACGGAUGGUUAAUGCAGGAACUCAGUGUGUGAAGCAGAUUUCCAGCACCAGCACGAACCAUCAAAGAGCAUCCUGCAGUCAUGAGAUCAGUGACUCAAAGAGCACAACACAGAAGGAGGGAACAGCUCUUUUAGAGGGGGUUUCAUCUAACACUGCAUCUCACUCAAGGAAACCGUGGAGGAAAGAAUCUGCUGCGGAGGAUACACUCUGAAACCCAGAGGAGAAUUACGGGCUUAAUAAGACAUCACAGGCUGCAGAGAGAAAUUAGAACAUGUCAUCUUAAUAAUAUAUGCUUAGACUAUAGCUGCAUCUGAUCAUUAGCAUGGCAAAACUAGAUUAUAGGCUGUAGUGACACCUAGAAAUCCUCAUACCAGUUAAUUAAUAAUAGCUUUUAGAAUUACACUGCAAUUUGAAUACUGAUAGCAUUGAUUUUUUAAAAGACGGGCUCCUAUAGAUUUGCCAUCAAAAAUGUAUCUGGUUGUUAAUAUUA